Molecule: messenger RNA, 1367 nt
Organism: Erythranthe guttata (spotted monkey flower)
Lineage: Eukaryota; Viridiplantae; Streptophyta; Magnoliopsida; Lamiales; Phrymaceae
Product: cysteine protease RD19A
Biological process (GO): proteolysis
Molecular function (GO): cysteine-type peptidase activity
Source: RefSeq, a predicted model, not a curated record
AAAAAAAUAUCUUCCUCUCUCUCUCUCUCUACAAUGGCUUCUUCUUCGCUCCUUUUCCUUCUCUCUCUAACCUUCCUAUCCUCUGUGCUCGCGUCCACCGAGAGUAUCCUGGACACAGUCACCGACGAUCCCCUGAUCCGGCAGGUCGUAUCCGACGGCGCCGAUGCCGUCGAUCAGCUCCUCCACGCCGACCACCACUUCUCGCUGUUCAAAACCAAGUACGGGAAGUCGUACGCCACCCAGGAGGAGCACGACUACAGAUUCUCGGUCUUCAAGGCUAACCUGCGCCGAUCUAAGCGCCACCAGAUCCUCGACCCCUCCGCCGUCCACGGCGUCACCAAGUUCUCAGAUUUGACCCCCGAGGAGUUCGAGAAGAGCUACCUGGGCCUCCGCCAGAAGAAACUCAAGCUUCCGGUCGACGAGAACAAGGCGGCGGUUCUGCCGACUGAAGAUCUCCCCACGGACUUCGACUGGAGAGAUCACGGCGCCGUUACCGCCGUUAAAGAUCAGGGUUCUUGCGGGUCGUGUUGGUCGUUCAGCACAACUGGUGCGCUGGAAGGAGCUCACUAUCUGGCAACUGGGGAGCUAGCCAGCCUCAGUGAGCAGCAGCUUGUGGAUUGUGAUCAUGAGUGUGAUCCAGAUGAAGCUAACUCGUGUGACGCGGGGUGCAACGGUGGAUUAAUGAACAACGCCUUUGAGUACACUCUGAAAGCCGGUGGACUUCAGAGAGAGAAAGACUAUCCCUACACUGGAAAAGACGGUGUCUGCAAGUUCGACAAAACCAAAGUCGUCGCAUCAGUAUCAAACUUCAGCGUUGUUUCACUAGACGAUAGCCAAAUUGCAGCAAAUCUGGUUAAGUACGGCCCUCUUGCAGUGGGGAUUAAUGCUGCUUGGAUGCAAACAUAUAUCGGCGGUGUUUCUUGCCCAUAUGUUUGCGGGAAACGGAAUUUGGACCACGGUGUUCUGUUAGUUGGCUAUGGUGCCGCUGGAUAUUCGACCAUUCGCCUUAAGAACAAGCCUUAUUGGAUUGUGAAGAACUCUUGGGGAGAAAGCUGGGGAGAGGAAGGGUAUUACAAGAUUUGCAAGGGUCACAAUGUGUGUGGGGUGGAGUCCAUGGUCUCUAGUGUGAAUGCUAUCCACACGACUUCAGCGUAACUCGUCUAAAUUGAGUUACCGAUUAAAUUGUGUACUAAGUUGCAAUAUGUGUAUUGUGUAUGCGUAGGCUCGUGUAAAUAAGAAACGCCUUCCGAUUGUACUUUUACUACUUUUCAGUGCCCGAUAGCAGCUCCUUGAAGCUCUUUGGGAUUUUAUAAACAUUCCCGAAUUAUGUUAACUUUUAAUUUUGUUGGAUGUGAUUAUGCGCGUAC